Molecule: messenger RNA, 1968 nt
Organism: Homalodisca vitripennis (glassy-winged sharpshooter)
Lineage: Eukaryota; Metazoa; Arthropoda; Insecta; Hemiptera; Cicadellidae
Product: probable cytochrome P450 6a14
Exons: 5
Coding region: 446-1759 (437 amino acids)
Molecular function (GO): heme binding; monooxygenase activity; oxidoreductase activity, acting on paired donors, with incorporation or reduction of molecular oxygen
Source: RefSeq, a predicted model, not a curated record
UUCCAAGUUACUACAGGAAUCAGGACAGUGUUUCACUUGCCGUUCAGCCACUAAACCAGUCAACAAAUAUGAAUUAAAACUAUUUUUUUAUUUUUACAUAUAACAACUGUUAACUUUGGAUAUUUAAUACAAAAUAAAGUCAUGAUUAUGCUUUUCAUCUCAUAAAGUGUUUUACUAUUUUAACAAAUUCAAUCAAAACUGUACUUAAAAGUGUGCUCUGGCAUUGCCUAAGCUAUUCUCAUAAUGGGUGUUGCCGUUUCUUGGAUUCUUAGUUACUUUUUGGGUGCGCUGAUUUCGAUUUUGUGUCUUCUUUAUCUUCAAUUUCUCAUCUAUUUACAAAUACUUUGAAGUCCGUGGAGUACCCUAUGAACCACCCAGUCUCGCCGUCGGGAACUUAUGGCCCGUCCUCACGUUGAAGAAGUCUUACAAUGAUUUUAUAUUUGAUAUGUAUAAUAAGCAUAAAGGAAAAAAGAUGGUCGGAAUUUUCCAAUUUUUCAGAAAGGGCGUUUUAAUAAUUGACAGAGAUCUCUUGCGGAAUGUUUUGGUGAAGGACUUUGACCAUUUUGAUGGCAAGAGUCUCCACUAUAACAAAGAACUGGAGCCUUUGACUGCCCAUUUAUUUUCCCUGGGUGGAUAUGAGUGGAAGGUUCUGAGAACAAAACUAACGCCGACGUUUUCGUCCAGCAAACUGAAAGGGAUGUUCCAGAAUGUCAUCGAUAUCGCCCAUAAACUGAGGGAGUAUGUUUCCAAUAUGACUGCGCAAAGUGAAGAGUUGGAUUGUAAGAAUGUUUCUCUGAGGUUCGGUCUCGCCGUGAUCGCCAGCACGGCCUUCGGUCUUGACAUCGACAUCGUCACAGAUAAGUCGUCAACGUUCUUCGAGAUGGCCGAGAGUAUUUUCUCCCCUUCUCUUGAUGGUAUGUAUCGGAAUGGCCUCUGGUUCUACGGAGGAUCCAUCGCUAAGGCAUUCAAUUUGAGGAUCAUGCCUAAGAAAACUCACGACUUCUUCUUUAACUUGGUGAAAGACACAGUGCAUUAUAGAGAGUCACAUGGAACUACCAGAAAUGAUCUUCUGCAGCUACUUAUACAGCUCAAACAGGGAGCCAAAUUUGGCGGUGAAGACAUAAGUAUCACAAUAGAAGAAUUGGCAGCCCAAUCGUACGUGUUCAUGCUAGGAGGGUUUGAGACGACCUCUAGCGUCUUGGCUUUCUUCCUGUACGAGAUGGCGAUGAACCCAGAGGUACAGGAGCGGGUCUACGCAGAGGUCGAUGCUGUGGAGGAUAUAACGUAUGACACUCUGGCUGACAUGGAAUAUCUUGAUAUGGCACUUAAUGAACUACUUCGAAAGCACUCGCAACCAGGCUUCCUGAACAGAUCUUGCACCAAGGACUACCUUGUACCUGGUACCGACUUCAUCAUAGAGAAAGGAACAGAGGUGUUGGUCUCCGUACAAGGUCUGCACAAGGAUCCUGAACUGUUCCCUGAACCUGAACGAUUCAUCCCUGAACGGUUCAGCAAAGAGAACAAAGGAACGAUCCGACCGUUUUCUUACAUGCCUUUCGGAGAAGGUCCAAGAUAUUGCAUAGGUAAGCGGUUAGCCAAGUUAAUGAUCAAGGCGGCUGUGGUGGUCCUAAUGAAGCGGUUCUCAGUGAUGACGUCACCCAGAACACCGAACCCGCUGAGAUACGAUCCCCGAUCAAUCUCCCUGGCACCGGCCGGGGGUAUGUGGCUGCGACUGGUCGACAGGUCGCUAGUUCAGUGACAUCAAGAUUACCGGCAAGGCUUCUGCGAGGAAUCCAAUAACUUAUGUUAAAAAAAAUAGUGAAUGGUCUAGAAUAGCAUUGAAAUAUACUGUCAACUGCAAACUGUAUUUAAGUCCAAGAUAGCGUGUAAUAAAAGUAGAAAGAAUGUAAAACAUAUGUAGAGUUAUUUUUAAAUGUUAUAAAACGUUUAAAGAUAUAUUUUAGUGCA